Penicillium riverlandense is the source of this 762-nucleotide messenger RNA. RefSeq lists its product as uncharacterized. The coding region runs from base 1 to 762 and encodes 253 amino acids. The transcript is spliced from 3 exons. NCBI's taxonomy places the organism in Eukaryota, Fungi, Ascomycota, Eurotiomycetes, Eurotiales, Aspergillaceae. The record is from RefSeq and is a predicted model, not a curated record.
AUGUCCUCCAAGUCGCAAACCGAAGGUCUCGAGCUGGCCGAAUUGGUUUUUUACGCUAUUGCGUCUCUACCGGCCACCUACUGUUUGAUCAAACACGGGAGACCCGGACUCCUGGGCUGGCUCAACGUACUGAUUUUCUGUGGUCUUCGCAUUGCAAGCAAUGCUAUGGCCUAUCACGACAUGACCACCACUGGCAACCCCAACAAGGCGGCCUCCAUCAUCUCCGGAAUUGGUCUUUCGCCUCUACUGCUGGCAGCGCUGAAUCUUCUCAAUGAGACCAACACUUCCAUCCGAGACAACCUCCCCGCAAUCGUCAAGAGCUAUGGUUCCAUUUUAGCACACUGGGUUAUCAUUGCUGGAGUUGCCUUGGCAGCUGCGUCGAGCAACGGAAAACUUAUUCUGCUGCGCAUUGGACUGAUUGUUUUUGGGACUGGCUGGAUGUUUGUUGCUAUCCUCACUUAUAUCUCAUUCCGCGCGCCCGUGAGCUCCCAGCGUGCUGAUGGCGAGAAAAAGCUUCUCAUCGCUAUCAUGGCCGCUCUUCCCCUCAUCGGUGUCCGGAUCCUCUAUGGCAUUGCAAUUGCAUUCGUUGAUGGAAACAUGCUGGGCGGAAGUCUACCUGUCCGAGUCAUUCUUGGAACUUUGCCUGAGUUCCUGGUCAUGAUUGCCUAUGUGGGUGUUGGCCUUGUUACUCGGAAUGUGGCCGAACAGCGCCUGGCAGGAUCCAAACAAACGAUGGAUUAUACUGGGCCUGCUUAUACAUAA